UAGUACCGCUGUUUUUAGAGAGAGAAACUAGAGGGAGAGGUGUUCAGACCUUGAGAGAGAGAGCCCAACAAGUCUCGCUACCUUUCUACACUGGACCCUUUUUCUCCUUUCCAUCUCUUUCCAAGGUUAGGGUUUUCUCUCUCUGCAAUUCAUCGUAUCAAAUCCCAGAUAAUUUUUUGCUCAACUUUUGACUUCUCUCAUUGUUUAAUGGUUCUAUAUGAGGGUGAUUUUCAGAUUGGUUCUGUAGAAGAAGGGAGAGGUAAUUGAGCUGGUUGAGAUCAAUGGGUGGGAAGAGAUCUGCUAUAGAUUGCUUGAAUUUGGAGAUCUAUGCACAGACUUUCGUGGGCUUUGUGUUGAUUUUUGCGGCGCAAGUUUUGCUUGGAUAUACCAGCCCUGGCGAUGUUACUGCAAUUAAUAACUUAUAUGCUGCAUUGGGUAGCCCCCUUCUUCCUGGAUGGGUGUCUACUGGGGGAGACCCAUGUGCUGAUGCUUGGCAAGGAGUCUCAUGUAACGGCUCGGAGAUAAAUUCAAUAAUUCUUAAUGGUGCCAAUUUGGGAGGGGAACUAGGUGAUAGCUUGGGAACUUUUGCUUCUAUCAAAGUGAUAGACCUGAGCAACAACCAGAUUGGGGGUAGUAUUCCAUCCAGUUUACCCCUUACCUUGCAGAACUUUUUUCUUUCAGCUAAUCAGUUCACUGGAAGCAUCCCAACUUCGUUAUCCUCUCUUAGCUUACUUACAGACAUGUCUCUAAACAACAAUCUUUUAACUGGAGAGAUCCCUGAUGCGUUUCAAGCCCUUGUGGGUUUGAUCAAUCUAGAUCUAUCCAGUAACAGUUUGAGUGGGCAAUUGCCUCCAUCAAUGGAAAACUUGUCGUCGCUGACCACUCUGCGUUUGCAGAUCAAUCAGCUAUCUGGGACCCUAGAUGUUCUACAAGAUCUUCCCCUUAAAGAUUUGAAUGUAGAGAAUAACCGUUUCUCUGGAACGAUACCUGAUAAGUUGCUAAGCAUUCCAAAUUUCAGAAAAGAUGGAAAUCCAUUCGGCAAUGUUACUGCUCCUUUGCUUGCACCCACAUCCCCAUUGACACUCCCAUCACCACCUCCUCCACUUUCUGGGCCGCCAUCUUCCAACCAACCACCUGUGAAACCAGCUGAUGGGCCAUCUGCAACAGAGGAAUCAAAUUCAGGGGGGAAAGGAAAAGGUUUAAGCACUAAAAGGAUAGUUUGGAUAUCAAUUACAGUGGUCUUGGUAUUUAUAAUUUUGGUGCUGGCACUUGUGCUUCUUGUAAAAUGGUGUUGUGGAGAAAGGCAAGAGUCUGACUGGAUAUCUAAGCGAAAUGAAACCGGUGCAUAUAAAGGCAGCAGAUUGAAUCUUAGAGAUAAUGGAUCCUUGGAACAGCAAGGUAAUCAAAUAGAGAAAGUUCCAAAAGAGGCAGUUGGCACACCCAAGGAGGAACAUCAAGAAGUGGUUAGAAGAAUAGGUGUGCCUCCAAAGCCACAAAAUGAACAAGAUCGAAAUGUGGAAAGAAUGUUCACAAUACCAAAGCAGGACAGUCAUGAGAUAGAUAUAAGUGGACUUGAUGUGAUGAUGCCACCUCCUCCCCCUCCUCCUCCUCCUCCUCCUCCUCCCCCGAGCCCUCCUCCCCCACCUCUUGUUGAAACAGUUAUUGUAAACCCAAUUGUGCCAGUUGAAGUAAAUGCAGAAAAACCUUCCACGAAAACUCUGAACCCCCCGAUCUCUGCAAGAUCUUUCACAAUUGCAUCACUUCAGCAAUACACAAACAGCUUUUCUCAAGAGAAUCUUAUUGGAUCGGGCAUGCUGGGAACUGUUUAUAGGGCACAGCUUCCUGGUGGAAAGCUACUUGCAGUCAAGAAACUGGACAAAAAGAUUUGUAAUCAGCAGAAGGAUGAUGAGUUUUUUGACCUGGUAAACAGUAUUGAUGGAAUUCGACAUGCUAAUGUUGUCGAGCUCAUGGGAUACUGUGCGGAGCAUGGUGAAAGACUUCUUAUUUAUGAGUAUUGCAGUGAUGGGACACUGCACGAUGCCCUGCACUCAGAUGAUGAAUUUAAGAAGAAACUUUCAUGGAGUGCCCGGGUACGGAUGGCGCUUGGAGCUGCUAGAGCCUUGCAGUAUCUGCAUGAGGUCUGUCGUCCACCUGUUGUACACAGGAAUUUCAAGUCUGCAAAUGUGCUCCUUGAUGAUGAGCUCACCGUACGUGUCUCUGAUUGUGGUUUGGCUCCUUUAAUAUCAAGAGCUUCUGUAAGUCAGUUGUCAGGACGCUUAUCGGCAUAUGGCUGCGAAGCCCCAGAACAUGAGUCUGGGAUUUAUACUUUGAAGAGUGAUGUCUACAGCUUUGGAGCAGUAAUGUUAGAACUCUUGACAGGACGAAAGUCCUAUGACAGCAAACGCAACCGAGGAGAAAAAUUGCUGGUGAGAUGGGCCAUCCAUCAGCUUCAUGACAUUGAUGCUUUGUCAAGGAUGGUUGAUCCUUCAUUGAAUGGAGAAUACCCUGCUAAAUCUUUAUCCCACUUUGCUGACAUUAUCUCUCGGUGUGUUCAGGAUGAGCCAGAAUUCAGGCCACAGAUGUCUGAAGUUGUGGACGACCUCAUAGACAUGAUACGGAAAGAGGCUCCCAAUAGAUCAAAUAGCAACUAAAGUAGAUUAGGAAAUAAAAACUGGUGAUUCAACUUAUGAACAGGAAGGUGCUGAGGUUUGAUCUGCCAAAAGUUUCACCCAACAAGAUACAGCAAUUGUAGAAGCUGCAGAGUUGAUGCCCAUGCUAACACACCCAACAGUCCACAUCCUGAUCAGGGUGCACCAUAGGGAACUUUUUUGAGGUAAUCAGCCACAGGACACAUUGUCGCCAACUGUUUGAUAUUCUUUGUCAAUUGUUUGCAAUCAUUCUAUGUUCAUUAGAACCAUAAAAUGAGGUCUGUACUGCAGAAAUAUGCUAACCCAAUUAUUUAACGUCAUUUGUUAUUGAUUCUUGAUAAUGAAAAUCUUUUCCUCUGCUGCUGGCCCAUGCUUAACUUUGUAUCCUGUUCUUUAGGCCUUGUAUGGAGUUGCAAAUAACCUUCUGGGUAAUAAAGAUGUGAUUGAUAAA
This is a messenger RNA of Vitis riparia (riverbank grape), 3099 nucleotides long. RefSeq names its product protein STRUBBELIG-RECEPTOR FAMILY 3-like. Gene Ontology annotation, biological process: protein phosphorylation. The record is from RefSeq and is a predicted model, not a curated record. The transcript has 18 exons. Gene Ontology annotation, molecular function: protein kinase activity; ATP binding; protein binding. Lineage: Eukaryota; Viridiplantae; Streptophyta; Magnoliopsida; Vitales; Vitaceae. The coding region runs from base 282 to 2651 and encodes 789 amino acids.